UCGUCUUUGCAAUGUUCAUGAUGUCCUUGAAUUCUACUGUGGUUGCGCCUGCGCUGAGUAUUAUUGCUACCGAUUUGAAUGCAUUGGAUUCCCAAACAUGGAUUGCGACGGCUUAUCUUGUGGCCGUGAAUGCAUUCCAACCAUUAUCCGGCAAGUUUUCCGAUAUCUUUGGAAGAAAGGCUGUUUUCUUGUUUGGUAUCGUUCUGUUCCUCAUUGGGUCAAUGAUAAAUGCACUAUCCAAGAAUAUCGAUAUGCUUAUUGCUGGUCGUACUAUUCAAGGCUUUGGUGGUGGCGGUGUCAUGUCCAUGACUUAUAUCCUAGUUACUGAUGUUGCUCCUAUCCCAUUGCGACCUCGAUUCCAAUCUAUGUUGGCCGUUGUUUAUGGUAUCGCGAGUGUUGUCGGCCCACUUAUCGGUGGUGCAUUUGUAGAUCAUGCUUCAUGGCACUGGGAUUUUUGGUUGAAUGUUAUUUUAGCUGCAUGUGCGUUGAUAAUUGCUUUCUUUUUUUUGGAAGAAACUCAAGAUACCGGUAAAGAUACGUUUGUUGGUAAAAUAAAACGCAUUGAUUGGACGGGUUCUGUCUGUGCUAUUGGAUUUAUCGUUUGCUUGCUAUUAGCUCUGAACUGGGGAAGCCCCUAUGGAUGGAACGAUGCUCAUUGUAUAGGUGCAUUUGUAGGCGCAGGGAUUUCAUUCAUCGGUUUAAUAAUAUCUGAAGGAUGGAUUGCUAAAGAGGCUCUUUUACCAGGCCGCAUUCUGUUCAAUCCUGGAUGUUUUGUAGUGUACUUGUACAUUAUGACUUUGGGUCUAACUUUUGUUGGUACACUUUACUUUGGCCCUAUUUAUUUUCAGGCUGUAUUCGGUGCUAAUAGCACACAGUCAGGUCUUCGUCUUGUCCCAUUCAUGGUUUGUCUCAUUGCUGGUUCUGUCGGCUGUGGCGUAUUGUUAAGGAAGUUUCCUUAUACCAAGGUCUACCUUAUGAUUGGGUCAGCAUCCAAUCUGUUAGGCUACGGGCUUUUUUACACCGUCCAUGAGCAGAGCUCGUGGGGACAGCAAGCUGGCUAUCUCGCCUUUUGUGGAUUUGCUUUCGGAUUAUCCCAGCAAAAUGCCAUUCUCACCUGUCAAUCCAGUGUUGAAUGUAAGGACAUUGCGGUGGCGACCAGCUCAAAUAACUUUUUCAUGAUGCUAGCUUCCUCUGUUGGUAUUGCGAUUUACCAAGUGCUUUAUGCUAUAUUUUUGAAAAGAGAGUUUGCUCAAUUGCCGCUCGAUGUCCUCACAACGGCAAACAAAUAUGGCGCUCUCAAAAAUUUCUUACUUGUUCGUACCAUGCCGCUGGACAUUCAACGGCCCGUGAUCUCUGCUUACUCUAGAGCUAUUCACACUAUCUUUAUUUUACCUAUUGCUGCUUCUGCAGUUGGCUUUAUUUGUACAUUAUUCUGCAGAAAUGUUCGCUACGGUGCAGCUUCUCCUACUAUGCAACAAGAAGUCAAAGAGGAUAUUGAAAAUAACAUGGCUGCUGAUAAAAAAACUUGAUUCUCUCUUUCCAGGAUGACUGUACAUACAGUAAGGAUGAACGGAAGAAAGGGUUGGUUUCUUUCUCCCUCUUUCUCCAUAUACAUAGAAUUAUAGAUCAUUUGCCAUAUCGGUUACUUCUCUCUCUCAUAACAUGAAGAAGUCGUGUACAAUAUUUGCUGUACCACAAUACGUACAACUUUACAUUGAAGAC
This is a messenger RNA of Mycotypha africana, 1722 nucleotides long. Its product is annotated as major facilitator superfamily domain-containing protein. The record is from RefSeq and is a predicted model, not a curated record. The transcript is spliced from 5 exons. Gene Ontology annotation, cellular component: membrane. The coding region runs from base 12 to 1529 and encodes 505 amino acids. NCBI's taxonomy places the organism in Eukaryota, Fungi, Mucoromycota, Mucoromycetes, Mucorales, Mycotyphaceae. Gene Ontology annotation, molecular function: transmembrane transporter activity. Gene Ontology annotation, biological process: transmembrane transport.